CAAACAACGAAGCAGCAGGAGGGUAUUGACCAUAUGAUACCAUCGCCACUCCCCUAUCUCCUCCACUGUAACCUUGUUUCUUUUUUCCCACGUCCUGAAGAGGACAUUGGGUCGCAAUCCUUCACUUUCGUUCGGGUACUUUAUCAUAUUGGUCUUUGCUUCAUUUCAGCGCUAUUCCGGAUGCCCGCCGAUGCAGAAAAACGCCCGUCCAACCAAGUUUGCGACUGGUGCCGACGUCAAAAAGUAAAGUGUAAAGAGCUUGAAGGUGUCAAUGUGGACGGUGCUCGCCAUCUUAAUCUUGAGCCGACCUGCCAGAGAUGUUACCGCCGGAAAGAGCGUUGUACGUUUACGUAUUCACCUAAAAAGCCAGGACGGCCAUCGGGUGUCUACAAACGCCUGUCUCGGUCUAGCCGUUCCGCUUCUCCAGUUCAACCUGUACCUACUACCCCCCUGAAUCCCAUACGGACUAUGACCAAUAUAGAUGAGAUCCUAUCCAGUGGAGCGGUUGUCUCCAAUGAUUGCUCAGGAGCAGACCUUGAUUCGAUACCUACCCAAGGCUCAGGUAGUGUGGCUCUGCCUAUCGACGAUCAGGAGAACGUCAACCGUCUUGCGUUGCAAAGGGCUAUCGAUGGCGUAAACAAUAACAGGACCAAUGACCUGUACAAUGCCCUGCAGCAAUGCACACCAAAAUUUCCAUUUCCGCCCGAUCAUUUUACAAAUGCUACGUUGCCUCUCAAUAUGGCAGGUUGGACGUCACAUGCAUUUCGCUUACCUGAUGAAAUACGGCCCAGCGGCAACUCGACCUCGGGAACGACAUUCUUUGAUACUCCUUCCACAGCACAAGCCUUGGCAGAGGAUGAUCAACCUCAAUUUCCUGGCAACAGCCCGAGCGAAGCUGCGAUAUUGGCAUCGCUGAAGGCUACAAAUGAGCCUGAGAGCUUCAUGCCAAUCGAUGUGAUAGCGCCAUGGUCUGACAUCUGCUUCUUCCUCUCAUUGUACAUGCGCCAUCAACAUGUACUAGUGCCCAUCGUCCACAAGCCCUCGUUCGCCAGCGAUGUGCUUCAUCGGAGAGACCAAAGGGACGAGACCUUUCGAGGAUUUCUUGCUAGUAUCGUGGCCUAUGUUAUUUGUCAGAGCCCAAUCAGUCUAAUGGGGGAGCAGCAUUCUCGGGAACGCCUAAAGAGAAUCCUCUUCCGGGCACAUAGGUUCAGCCGUGCAUGCCAAUUACGCAACAGUCAUCAACCUAGUCUUUCGAUGCUUGGAUCUGUCAUUCUAGACCUCAUAUCGACUCAAGCUACCCAGAAUCUCAGCUCAACUGACAUGCUGGCUGCCGAGGCACGGAGGUUGGUUUACACGUUGCGGGUCAAUCAAACCGAACCGAAGGAAGGCAUGAACCUCAUCGAAAGAGAGAUUUGUCAUCGAAUGUAUUGGGAAGUUGUAGCAAUCGAAAAGACGCUCGCUUUGAAUGGAGCCCCGAUCAUGUUACUUGAAAUGGAGGGUGUUCCACCUCUUCCAUUGGCAGUCGAUGAUGAGUACAUCUCGGAGGAAAGUCAUUUUCCUCAGCCGUUUGGGAAGAGAUCGUACAUGACUGGAUUUGUGAUUGUCACACAAAUUUUCCGGUUGUUAGGCCAGUGUCUGCAAAGGCAUCGCAUGUUCCUGUGCAAAAAAGAUCAAAGUACCGACACUGAAAGCUCAUUACGAUGGAUUGAACAGACAUUGGAGGAGUUGGACACCUUGACAAACGACGUUCCAAUCAUUGCGACCUUUGAUGAGGCACAACCAGAGACUUGGUGGGGUAUCCAAUGUGCGAAUAUUCACAUUACCGCGCUCUGUGUGCAAUUUGCAUGUAUUGACUUCAGGUCCGCCUUGUCACCGGGCUAUGAUUCGCCACCACAGCGACAAAUAAUUGCUAAAACAGCCUAUGACAUUUUGGCGAAUAUACCUGUUGAGUGUCUUGCCUCAAAUGGACAGAGCGUGCGAGGCAAAAUAUUACGAGUUUUGCUGUCUUUGCUUUCCUUCGCAUCAGAUCCCAGUGAUAUAAGCGGCCAUGUAUGGGAUUGGUGGAAUUUGUAUCACAACGUGCACUUCAUACAGGCAAUGCCUGAGGCUUCGGAAUGAUAUAAUUCACUGUUUCGCGUCGUUGUAUCAUUUUAUUGUAGUAUUUCGUGGUUAUCAAAAGCUAUUGCGUAGGAUAUUACUCAAUGCAUCAUGAGUCAU
Cryptococcus deneoformans JEC21 is the source of this 2217-nucleotide messenger RNA. RefSeq names its product expressed protein. The transcript has 12 exons. Gene Ontology annotation, biological process: DNA-templated transcription; regulation of DNA-templated transcription. Bases 34 to 2118 code for a protein of 694 amino acids. NCBI's taxonomy places the organism in Eukaryota, Fungi, Basidiomycota, Tremellomycetes, Tremellales, Cryptococcaceae. The record is from RefSeq and is a predicted model, not a curated record. Gene Ontology annotation, molecular function: DNA binding; DNA-binding transcription factor activity, RNA polymerase II-specific; zinc ion binding.